Molecule: messenger RNA, 692 nt
Organism: Morone saxatilis (striped sea-bass)
Lineage: Eukaryota; Metazoa; Chordata; Actinopteri; Moronidae
Gene: lepb
Product: leptin b
Exons: 2
Coding region: 222-692 (156 amino acids)
Source: RefSeq, a predicted model, not a curated record
UCUGUCAUUCAGUGUUACAGGAGCACAGCCACAAGUCCAAAACACAGGUAAGACUAUUAUAUAUUUCACAGUAUAUAUAUGUGUGUGUAUAAUAGUGAUAACAACAAUACCAGUAAUACUCUGCUUCUAUUCAGCUGAACACAUUUAAAAGGAAAAAAAUAUUUAUUUGCAAUGCGAAAGGAAAGCUAACUUUGUAUUUAUUUUUAUUCACUUUUUUAAGGAUGCACGUCACUCUGGCCCUUCUUUAUGUCUCUCUUGUGGUGAUGCCGGGAUGUCUUCCCACGAAGGGAGAAUCUAUCAGAAAUACCAUAAACAGCAUAGUAAACAUAGCUCAGAUAACCCUGGUCCACAUUAGGAAACUAAGGACAAAGUUGCCGGUGGCUCCACAGAUAGAAGUCAACACUCCUUCCAUUGAGGGACUAACUAGUAUCACUCAUGACCUUGGACUUUUGGAUAAUGAACUGCAGAGCCCUUUCACAGACCUCCUCAGCCAGAUCCAGGCUGAUGUCUCCAGCUUGGAGGGAAGGGUACACUCCCUGGCCCAGACAAUGGACUGUUCCAUCCGGGCUAGACCCGAAGGAGAAACCAGUGACAAUUUGUUCCCGGACAGUCACCUUUACUUGACUCUGAUGAAGGUGCAGCGUUACCUGGAAAAGCUUCUUCUUAACAAGGACAAGCUCAAGGUCUGCUGA